AUGCGAUUUUGGUGGACGGGUUGGGAGCCUCGAGAGCGCUCUCUAUCUAGCGAUAGUGAGUGCUCUACGGGCAGCCAUUCUAGUCUCGCCAGCGAUGCGUCGUUCUAUGACGCAUCUUCUGUCGCAGAGACUGGUUUGGGUGGCGAACUAACCCCUCUCCCAAGUGACACGCAACUGCUCACUGGCAAAGAGGCGGGGCAGUCUGACUUAAGAAUGUUUCCAGACGGUUCUUCCACCGCCUAUCCACAGGCGGUGGGACGAAACUGUCUGGGAACGGUCGCCGUCGGACUAGGGCUGGGGGUACCAAAUUUUACCCUAGAUGUCACCACUGCGCCGCCCGGUAAUGGGCCCUGCGCGGGUGUACGCGCGACACCGCCUCGCGGCGGUGACGCGAAGCUAGGCACCGAAACUUCGGGCACGUGUUGUGAGCACGCAUCGCCCAGUGCCCGCGAUUUUCCGCGUGCGCAGAUGUCUCUGUCGCACGCAAGGCCCCCCGGUCUCCGGCCCCGAUUCUGGGUGCCAUCAUAG
Molecule: messenger RNA, 528 nt
Organism: Peronospora matthiolae
Lineage: Eukaryota; Oomycota; Peronosporomycetes; Peronosporales; Peronosporaceae
Source: the annotation of a GenBank genome assembly